AUGGAGAUCUUCCUUUUCCUUGUAGGUUAUUUUGUCCAGUUCGCGGCGUCAUGCAUCCUGCUUUACAAGAUUUGGAAGCACAAGUCCAUCUACGGAUUAAGCAUUGACACUCAGGCCUCGUACAUGCUGGCUGUUGUGGCACGUUGCAUCUGGUCGAUGGAGACAAGAUUGGUGGAGACAAAGUUUGCUUACUUAGAGCUUUCGCUGUCCACAGCAGUGGCUGUGGGUCUUAGUUUCAUGUGCUACCAGCUGCAGCACACUGCGCCCAAGCAGUCCACUCCGUUUUUGAGAGCGUACGCGACGGCUCCAGCAGCUUUGGUCCUUGCCUUCUUCUUUCACCCCGGGGACGAAUGGCUGACCAUGCAGAUCCUGGUCUCGUACACAAUGUUUCAGGAGGCUUUCGGGCUCUUACCGCAAUUGUGGUUGAUGCGGAAAAUGCAUGAGGUAGAGCCGUUGACUUCUCAUUAUGUCGGGCUGAUUGUAGUCGCCCGCUUUAUUCGUAUGUGCUUCUGGGGGAAGAUGUACUUCUUGGGAGAGCACUUCUUACAGCUCUUCUUUGCAGAUGUCCUCCACACGCUGCUCUCUGCCGAUUACAUGUAUUUGUGGUGCAGGAAAUUGCAGUACGGAGGCCGCCUCAUCUACAGCCAAAGUGCAGUCUGA
Symbiodinium pilosum is the source of this 660-nucleotide messenger RNA. The record is from the annotation of a GenBank genome assembly. NCBI's taxonomy places the organism in Eukaryota, Dinophyceae, Suessiales, Symbiodiniaceae.